CAAAAGAAUGAGCACAAAAAGAGAAAAAGACAACAGAAUAAUGCUUAAUUCCUGCAUUGUCCUCUUUUCCUUUCCUUCAUUUUGUUCUCCCCAACAAAAUUGGCAGCCAUAGCGAAAGAAGCAGAAUUUGAAGCAUUUCGGUCUUUUCUGGGGUCUGCGCCCUUUCCUUGUCUUUCUUUUCGUUUCAUUUUUUUAAAAUUUUUUUUAACAUCCAUUAGUUUCAGAGACCAAGAUCCCACAUAACUACAAACUUGUGCAAAUCGUAUUUUUAUUGAUCGCAUCAGAAUCAGCUGUCAUUAAUCGGAAGAGCGUUUCACACCCAAUCUCAGGUUUACUUUCUAUGAUGCUGUGGAAUAAAGUUGUAUGUUAAAAUGGAAGCUAGCAUCAGUGGGAGCUCUUCUCCAACCCAUCCAAAAUGGAGAAAAGUUGUUUAUGGUGGGAUGCAACCUGGCUUUGGUGACAAUCACACAGAUGAGUCCUUCCUGGAGGAAAUGAUCAUGAAUGCUAAUGUUGUCAAAAGAGACUUAUUGAAGGUGGUGCUUGACGCAGUUUCAAUCUCACAAUAUCUUUGCAUUGUUGCCCUUGUGGUUUUAGUUUGGACCUACACCCUCAGAAAUACCUUGAAUGAAAAAUAUCUCUUACUCUUGAAUGUCAGCCUUCUUGGUUCGAGUUUCUUUAUUCUGCUCUUAACUGCGGACAUGAUACCCUUUAAUCUCCUCCUCAAUUAUCUCCUAAAGAAUACCUUCUUCAUAACUGCCUUAUAUAUGUUGUCUCCUAUCUACCAUACACUUACUAGGUCCAUAAGCUCGAAUUCUAUAUGGGCACUCACAGCUUCCCUUCUCAUACUCCAUCUCUUCCUUCACAAUUACUCAGGGUCCACCGUAAAGGCUCCUGGAGCUUUAGAAAAUCCAACCCUGACAAGCAAUAUAUCUCUGAAUGCGUCAAUCGUGGCUUCACUUUUGAUUUCUUCUCGCCUUCCAUCGAGGCUUCAUGUCUUUGCUAUCGUUCUAUUCUCAUUGCAAGUUUUCCUCUUUGCUCCUUUAGUCACAUAUUGUGUCAAGAAGCGUUCUUUUAAGCUGCAUAUUUGCUUUUCCCUUCAGUUACUAGUUCUAACGCUAAUUUUCACUUACCAGUUGCAUAAGCUGCUUUUCAUUUUGCUUUUGGGAAUUUUUGUCUUCGUCAAUUUGGUUUGUCCUUACUGGCUGAUAAGGAUUCAAGAGUACAAGUUUGAGAUUAAUGGCCCCUGGGAUGAGGCUAAGCUCUGUUUUAACAUUACAGAAUGAACAGGUUAUAUUGUUAAGCAUCCCCUUUGUAUUCAAAUCUCCUGGAUACUCUUGGAUAUGUAACUCAUAUAAGUUUUCACUUCAUUAAGCUGUUUGUCUCUUUUAGGUUAU
This is a messenger RNA of Nicotiana attenuata, 1394 nucleotides long. RefSeq names its product phosphatidylinositol N-acetylglucosaminyltransferase subunit C-like. NCBI's taxonomy places the organism in Eukaryota, Viridiplantae, Streptophyta, Magnoliopsida, Solanales, Solanaceae. The record is from RefSeq and is a predicted model, not a curated record. Bases 372 to 1283 code for a protein of 303 amino acids. Gene Ontology annotation, cellular component: glycosylphosphatidylinositol-N-acetylglucosaminyltransferase (GPI-GnT) complex; membrane. The transcript is spliced from 2 exons. Gene Ontology annotation, biological process: GPI anchor biosynthetic process.